Pseudophryne corroboree (corroboree frog) is the source of this 3862-nucleotide messenger RNA. RefSeq names its product protein phosphatase 6 regulatory subunit 1 (gene PPP6R1). Gene Ontology annotation, cellular component: cytosol; nucleus. The record is from RefSeq and is a predicted model, not a curated record. The transcript has 24 exons. Gene Ontology annotation, molecular function: protein phosphatase regulator activity; protein phosphatase binding. Bases 216 to 2993 code for a protein of 925 amino acids. Lineage: Eukaryota; Metazoa; Chordata; Amphibia; Anura; Myobatrachidae.
CCUGCGGCCCCUGUGAGCGGAAGCGGAAGAGUCAGCUCCUUCCGCUGCUGCCGUCCUUCCAGAGACUGCCUAGCCCCCCUGUGCUUGUGACAGCUGCGACAACCGGGGCGGUGCGCCUCACCCUCUCCGCUCUCCCCGGGGACAGGAGCACCGGCCGCCGGGACGGCACCUGCCCGAUUCGUCACGUGUCCCAGGAGACCAGCCACGGGUGAGUCAUGUUUUGGAAAUUUGACUUGCACACAAGUUCUCAUGUGGACACCCUUCUGGAGAAGGAAAAUGUUACCCUUUUUGAAGUGCUCGAAGAGGAGGAUGUGCUACAGGAGUGCAAGGUAGUUAAUCGCAAGCUGGUGGAAUUCCUGGUCCGACCACAGCACAUGGAGGAAUUGGUCACCUGCAUUACACAGGAGCCUUCCAGUGACACGGAUGAAAAAAUGCGCUAUAAAUAUCCCAGUGUAUCAUGUGAGAUCCUGACAGCAGAUGUAUCGCAAAUUAACGAUGCUUUAGGAGAAGACGAGGCAUUACUGAAGCGGCUGUAUGGCUUUUUGCAAAAUGACGAAGACCUGAAUCCUCUGCUGGCCAGUUUCUUCAGCAAAGUGAUGGGAAUUCUUAUUAACCGCAAAACAGAACAGAUUGUAGCCUUUCUGCAAAAAAAGGAAGAUUUUGUUAACUUACUGCUCAGGCAUAUUGGCACAUCAGCAAUUAUGGACCUUCUGCUGCGGCUUUUGACAUGCGUGGAACAGCCACAGUUGCGGCAGGAUGUAUUCAAUUGGCUUAAUGAAGAAAAAAUUGUUCAAAGACUGAUUGAAAUGAUUCAUCCUUCAAAGGAUGAUAACCAACAUUCCAACGCUUCUCAGUCACUGUGUGAUAUUAUCCGAUUAAGCCGUGAGCAGAUGAUCCAGAUUCAGGAUAGUCCUGAACCUGACCAGUUAUUGGCCACUCUGGAGAAACAGGAGACGAUUGAGCUGCUUCUGGGUAACAUGUUUAAUGGAGAACAUAACGAGUCUGUGAUUGUUAAUGGUAUCCAAGUGCUUCUGACCUUACUUGAGCCACGAAGACUCAGGGCUGAGCUGGGUGGACUGAGUGGGUUCUACUGUAACUUGGAGGGUCAGCUGGAGCUCAAUCCUCCUGGUAUAGAUGCAAUGUCCAGUACCCAAGCCAGUGUAGGCACACUGUUGGCCAUCAAGGAGCAUUUAAAAGAAUUCCAUCAACUCCUCAUUGAUCCACCUAAGAAAGAAAGCUUGCAGACGACGUGGGGGGUUCUUGAUCCACCAUUAGGGAAUACUCGUCUCCAUGUGGUGAAAUUGCUUGCUAGCGCAAUUAACACAAACAAUAUAGCUUUAAACCAGGAACUAAUUGAUCUAGAUUCAAUCAACACCAUGCUGAAUCUGUAUUUCAAGUACAUGUACAACAACUUCUUGCAUUCCCAAGUGGAGGUUUGCAUCAAUACAGUUUUAAAUUCAACGUCCGUUGAAGAAGCCAAUGAGAGCGAUCUGCAGGAGAAUAUGCUUGUCAAAUAUAUUUUACAGAAAUGCCACCUGGUGCAGAGGAUACUUUCAGCAUGGGAAGAUAAUGAGCGAGAACAGUCAGAAGGAGGACGGAGGAAAGGUUUUAUGGGCCAUCUCACCAAAAUAGCCAAUUCACUGGUGAACAGUUCGGAAAAAGGACCCAACGCUUCUCUAAUUUGCCAACUAAUUAAAGAGAUCCCAGAAGAACAGCAGGAGCAGUGGGAUACCUUCAUUUCUGGAUCUCUCUCAGAUACUAACAAGAAGAACACGGUAGACCUGGUAAACACACGAAACAUGCACUCACCAAGUGAUGACGAAGAUAAUGACCUGAAGGAAUUUAACUUUCCCCAAGAGGCUGUGCUCCAGCAGGCUUUUGUGGACUACCAGAUGCAGCAGAUGACAUCGGCUUUUAUAGAUCAUUUUGGUUUCAACGAUGAAGAGUUUGGAGAGCAGGAAGAGAGUGUAAAUGCUCACUUUCGACAGCUGAAGAGUGCUCCUUUUGACAAAACAGCCAGCAUCACGUUUUCUCUGAAUGCAGAUGAGGAAAGUCCAAAUUCCAAUCUGUUUGAGAUUUGUUAUAAGGAACGCAUUCAGCAGUUUGAUGAUGAUGAAGAUGAAUGUUCAGAUGGUGAAGAUAUCUGGCAAGAGAAGGAGAUCCGGUUUUCCUCUGGCACUGUGCAGAGUACUGGGACAAGGAGCUGUGGAAGCACAGAUAGUGAAGAGAGUCGAGAUUCUGAUGAAGAGGAAGAAGACUCCGGUGGUGGUGGUGGUGGUGAUGGCACCAAUCCUUCAAACACUGAUUCUGUGCCAGAAACAUUAGAAGGGUCCACGUGGACAGCAACGUUUGAUUCCACACCUACAGAUGCCUCAUCCUCCGUACCCGUUACCUCAGCAGAUACUGGGUCCUCAGUAUGGGAUGGCACUGUGACUAUUAACAAUUGUGAAGAAGGAUGGGCUGUCUUUACGGAUUCCCCUAAACAGAUGAGUUCCCAAACAGCAGCCCAUGUGGAAGCACGUGCAGAACCAGAGAAGCGUCCAUCACAACAAGUAAAUAAUGGCAGUGAAGUUGAUGAAUCUGUUAAGGAAGAAACCACGAGAACCUCAGCCACACUGGGUGAUGCCCAGGAAAGUAUAGCAGCCACAUUGGGUGACGUCCAGGAAAGUAUAGCAGCUACAUUGGAUGAAGACCAGGCAAAUAUAUCAGCCACACUGGGUGAUGCCCAGGAAAGUAUAGCUACCCCACAGUGUUCUUCUGCGGAAACGGGAAUAUUAGCAGACUCUUCCAGUGUUGGAUCUGGUGACGGUACCGUGUGCAGUGUGACUUUGAAUGGUGAACCUGAAGAAGCUAUGACACAGGAUGAAACUUUGACACAAGAUAACAGAGAAUCCAGCCCCACGCACAGUAGUGAACAGAAUAAGAUCCAACAGUCUACUCUCCCAGACAGACCAACCACAGAAUGUUCUCCUCCUACAGAAAAUACAAAGUAAACAUCAUCCUCUUCCUAAGGCUUCAGAAACAGAUGACUGUACAUCCAAAGAUCUGCAUUGAGUAUCCGUAUGGAUUGCAAAACAUAAGACCAAGCCUCUGUCUCCUUACAAAGAAAGAGUGGGACAGUUGUGCAGCAGAAAUCCAGAAUCCAUUGCAUACAAGAAGAGUUUUGAUUGUGAGAACAAGAGACAGACAAUGAUACAAUUAUUUUUUUUUGCACUGAAAUUAAUAGCUGUCAAAAUUUAUAUAAUCUCCCACACACACACACACACACACAAACACACAUACAUACUUUUAUAUAUAUUUAUAUUUAUAUAUGAAAGUAGCAACGGUAAAUAAAAAAAAAUUAUGAAAGUUAAAUUAUAAAUACAUUUUAUUUUACUCAUUUUGGACAGUGGAAGAUUCCAUAUGGCUUAAGCACAAGAAGUCAAAACCAAAUGAAUUUAUGUAUUCUCCCCUAGGUCCAUCUCCCCCCCCCCCCCACCCCAAAAGAAACAAAGACUAAUUCUAUGCAGAUGUGCACGCAGCAAUAAUUGGCUGGAGGAGAGAAUUUCUCCGCUAUAGGAUUGCUUCUGUUGGGCACAGGUGUAUAUUUUCCUCUGUUGCAAUAGAAUAAUCAAACGCCUUUGAUACAAUGUAAACUCUUCAAUGUCCCCUCUGUUUAUACUGUAAUCAUAGGCCUCGCAUACUCUGUUUGUUUUGCUUUUAUAGCUUUCAGUGUGGUUACCAAAAAAAGAAGAGAAAAAAAAAAAGGACUUCAAUGAAGAAUCACCCAUCCUAAAUUGUUAUAUUCUCAGUAAUAUUAGCAGUGCCUUAUUGUCCUCCCAUAAACAUGUGACCCAUUAAAAAUGUAUUAGGAAUGACAUUA